CAGCGUCUGAAGCGCUCCCUCUCCUUUAAGUUCCUGACGUGUUGAUACCUGUUGUGAAUGUUCUCCUGAUGCUCUCCUCUCUCCCUCCCUGCAGCUCCAGCGUCUGAAGCGCUCCCUCUCCUUUAAGUUCCUGACGUGUUGAUACCUGUUGUGAAUGUUCUCCUGAUGCUCUCCUCUCUCCCUCCCUGCAGCUCCAGCGUCUGAAGCGCUCCCUCUCCUUUAAGUUCCUGACGUGUUGAUACCUGUUGUGAAUGUUCUCCUGAUGCUCUCCUCUCUCCCUCCCUGCAGCUCCAGCGUCUGAAGCGCUCCCUCUCCUUUAAGACCCUGAUGCGCAGUAAGAGCGUGGAGAACUUCUUCCAGAGGUCCUACAGUGACGCCCGUCUCCCCCCAGACUUCAUCACCGACCCGCCACCCCCCUCCCCGCCCCCUGGCUCUCCCCUCGCCAGUGAAUGCUCACCCUCCCGCUCUCCGUCACUCAGCCCCAACCCCUCCCUCUGCUCCCACUCCCCGUCUCUAAGCCCCUCCCCCUCGCUCUCUUCCAAGGCCCCGCCCCCAACCCGCCCACUGACGCAGGUGAACCACUGCUUCCAGGAGCACAUUUUCCGCAAGCCCACCCACUGCCAGCUCUGCAAGCACCUGAUCGUGGGUAACUCUAAACAGGGUCUUCGGUGUAAAACCUGUAAGAUGGGUGCUCACCUGUGGUGCACCUCAGAGUUGUCCCAGCAGCCCUGCAAUGGAAAGUCUGGGGUCGGGGCCUUCAAGCGGAACUUCAGCUCUCCCAUGCUGGUUAACGAACAGCUGGCUGUCGUCAAGGAGGUGCAGCCCACCCAAGGGGCAGGCCGGGGGCGUGGGGUGGACCCUAUUUACGCAGCCCUGCGCUAUGGGACGUCCCUGGCACAGAUGAGCCGCUCCAGUUUUGGGAGCGUGUCCGAGUCGCCCACGCACAGCCAGGGUGAAGGAGGAGAGGAGGGGGAGCAGAGGCAGUACAGCAUGGAGGAGGAGAUGCCACAGGAGACAGGGGAUCUGCCUCCGUGUGAAAACGAGAAGGCUGAACCUGAGGGUGGGGACAGCGAGCAGCUCCAGGAGCCUGUAGAGGAAACCAGUGUGAAGGUUCCCAGGCGUAUUGAGGUUCACUCCAUCCACACGUAUGUAGCGCUCUUCAAGUUCCUGCCUCAGGAGCACAACGACCUCGGACUAGAGCCUGGUGAUCGGGUGCUGGUCACUGAUGAUUCUAAUGAAGAGUGGUGGAAGGGAAAGAGUGGAGACAAGGUGGGCUUCUUCCCUGCUAACUUCGUUCAGAGGGUGCGCCCAGGGGAGAGGGUGUGGAGGGUCACCCAGCCUGUCCCUGCCAGCCGAGGGAUGGGACACAUGCCAGUGAAGGAGGAUCAGAUCUGUGUGGGGAAGAGUGAGGACAAUGAGGGUUUCCUGAAGCUGAGCAGUGGGAAGAAGAGAGGACUGGUCCCUGCUGAAUCCAUUGAGGAGAUCUAACCUCUGUCUCAACACCAGCCCCCAGUCUCUCUCUGUCCAGCACCCGGUAACCUCCUUCACACACCCCUUUAAGGCCUGAGGAGGACCAGCCAGUCCGGAGGUCCUCCAACACCACCAUCAUGAGGCCCACCUCCCUACUAAACUGAGUGGGGAGCGUUGACAGUUCAGCUUGUGAAUUCCUGGUGAUGUGGAGGAUGCCCCAGCCUUGUCCUUGCUGACCUUGUCUCCUCCACCCCAAUGUAGCUGACAACCCAGACAUGAAAGGGUUGGUUUCCCUUCCACAGUGGGUUGGCCUAGGUGUUGUGGAGGACUAUCUAAGCCCCCAAUGCCCCAUGUUUUCCUGCUGUAAUGUAACUUUGUGUAUUAGUGAACUGGGUUUAUCUGUAGUCCAGACCACAGGGGUACGAGUUUUAGGACUGAAGGACUGGCUGCUGUGGACUCCAGUAACUUCCCUCAGGAUGGAAGGAACUUUGAGACUAUUUUCUGUCUGGUGAGUCUGGUCUCUCUGUGUGUGAUUUGACCAGUUCUUUUUCACUGUCCUCUGUGGCUGGAUAUCAUGAGGCUGAAGAAUGCAGGAUUAAGGCCGUCGCAUAAUAUCCAGUCGAAAGGUGGCGCUCCGUUUCGCGCAUAUAUAAUGACUAAAACGUGUGCUGUUUCUGUCGGUUUUGGUGUUUGGCAGGGUUUUUUUUGUCUGUUCGCUCAAACAACAUUUUGUAUUGGGGCAAGUUGAAGUUCGGUAGCCGACGUCUACGCCCUUUCGCCUGUAAUUGGUCAACUGUAGUGUUUUCAAAUGAAGGUCUUCAAGGGCGUAUGAGAGCACAGUCGUGCACGCACACCUAGCCGAGUUCUGCUAGGCGCAAACAGAACCUAGUAUUAGUAUACGUUACCGUAGUCAGGUACUUAGUCAGGAGUUCCUGUUCCUGUUCCUGGACACUGCAUGGAAGAAAACAUUUGUUCUUUCUCUGAUGAACUAGAACAAGCGUCACACUCCUGAUGACAUCAUCACAGGUGGACGCCUACUAUGAUCAUAGUAAUUAAUUUACGAGUUGACCGUGAAGGAGAUAAUUGCAUGCUGAAGGAUGUACUUGUUUGAAUGCCCGGUGUCAGUGAGAUGUUCAGGAGACUGGUGAUGGUUGUAGGUGUAGGUGCUUGCAUUUUCUCUCAUCCUUUCGUUUGGUCCACCUUCUCUCUCUCUCUCUUUCUUUCUCUCUUUCACUAUCUCUCUUUCUCUCGUCUCUCUCUCCUUCCAUCUUUCUCAGCUAUACAUUGGUCCCUUGGCUGGGAUUUGACAUCAUCUUGAUUUAGACUGGCACAAAACUUAACUGCUCUGCAAGGACGGAUGGGCGGGCAGGCGGGCGACACUGGGCAGAGUACACCCUGGUCAGACCAGACAGCCAGCAGAGGACAGGACAAACUGGGUUUAUUUCGACACACUCUCUCUCAGAUCCUGACUCACCGGCUGACUCACUAACGUUCGACCUCGCACUUGACAGGUUCCAGAAGGUCAUGGAUGUAAGCCCCGUCAUUCUAUUGUACAGCUGGUGAAUCAAUCAAACGCUUCAGAAAAUCUGUUUUUCUAUGUCCUAUUUAUGAAAAAUACAAGCGAUUCAAUUAGAUUUGGGCGGUGAAUACUUACAUAAAUAAUUCAAUGUUUUUUUGUUCUGAAUAGCCUGGACUGUAUAAAACAUCUAUGAAUAGAGCCAUUGAUAAAAAAAGAAACAA
Messenger RNA from Oncorhynchus mykiss (rainbow trout), 3210 nucleotides. RefSeq names its product SH3 and cysteine-rich domain-containing protein 2. Gene Ontology annotation, molecular function: protein binding. Gene Ontology annotation, biological process: positive regulation of voltage-gated calcium channel activity; skeletal muscle contraction; positive regulation of protein localization to plasma membrane. NCBI's taxonomy places the organism in Eukaryota, Metazoa, Chordata, Actinopteri, Salmoniformes, Salmonidae. The record is from RefSeq and is a predicted model, not a curated record.